GGAAACUAUGGGAGCAAUGAUCCGCACGAAAGGCCCAUUAUUGCUGGCCACAUUUACAACAGUUAUCGAUGAUCGCAUAUCCCCUAUUAAUGAGGAGCCAUCGGUCAAAUUUUCGUGGAACACAUCAGAUAUCACGUGCUUAUCCUUUCGUUGUUGCUUUAGAGACCGCUUCGAGACCCUUAAACUACAUAUUUUUCUGAGCCAAUCUCCGAAAACACCGACUUACUUCUUUGGUAAUUGCAGAGGAGAAUCACCUGUCUGAAACUCGAUUCAGUCCGGAUUUAUACGGUCGCAUGAGGGACGGAAGCAACCAACGUCACGAAAUGAUAUAAAACGAGCUACUUAUUCAAUUCGAACUGGGCCAAACCCCCAUUGCGGGCAUUAUUAAUCCACCAUGGGCUUUUCAAUGCGAAGAUGGCGAGCUGUGGCUUUGAUCGCAAUAUUUACGAUUUUUGGAAUAUACCACUUAACGGCGUCGAGCCGCGAAUGGACCCAGCCCGCGGUGUCACCAAAGCCGAACGCACAGAAACCAAACACCCCACCGAAGACCCCGCCGAAGACUGCGUCUGACAAGAGCGGGAAAACCCACUGGGUGAAACGACCAGCGCGAUACCCCGUCGAAUCUGUCCAGCCUCUACCACAGGGGACACCGAAAUCCAUACCCUCCAUCCAGGCCAAGGCACCAGUCCUUGGUGGGGAAGCCAACUUGGAGCGCAAGAAGCGCCUUGCUGCUGUCAAGGAGAGCUUUGAUCAUAGCUGGGCUGGAUAUAAAAAACAUGCGUGGCUAGACGAUGAGCUUAUCCCCGUUAAGGGAGGAUCGAGGAAUACAUUCGGUGGCUGGGCAGCAACGCUCGUUGACUCCCUCGACACCUUAUGGAUAAUGGGCUUGGAGGAGGAUUUCGCAGAAGCUGUGGAGAGCUUGGAUCAGCUGGACUUUUCGUAUACAAAGGCGACAACCAUCAAUGUCUUUGAGACUACGAUCCGCUACUUGGGGGGGUUCUUGGCAGCUUAUGAUAUAAGUGAGAGGAAAUUCCCGAAGCUGCUGGUAAAGGCAGUGGAAGUUGCGGAGUUACUCAUGAGCUCCUUCGACACCCCAAACCACAUGCCGGUUGUCCGCUGGAACUGGCUCGAGUACAUGGCUGGUGAGGCUCAAGUAGCCCCCUUUAAUAUGGUCGUCGCGGAGCUGGGUUCGCUAUCUCUCGAGUUUACGCGCCUCAGCCAGCUCACUGAGAACCCGAAAUACUACGAUGCCGUCCAGCGCAUCUCUGAUAUGCUGGAAGAACACCAGAAUAAAACUCUUCUACCGGGACUGUGGCCCAUUGCUGUCGAUGCAGGAACCCCAGCUUUCGAUAGAGAUAAUGCCUUUACGCUUGGCGCCAUGGUCGACUCUCUCUAUGAGUACCUGCCAAAGCAAUACAUGCUAUUGGGUGGGCUCCUCGAGCAGCCCAAGAAGAUGUACGAGAAGUUCAUGCCGGUGGCCAAGAAGCACCUCUUCUUCCGCCCCCUCAACCCAGAUAACCUCGACAUCCUCGUCUCCGGCGAAGUCCGGGUCUCGGGCACACCGCCCACAUACGAACUCAAGCCAGAAGGCCAGCAUCUAACCUGCUUCGUAGGAGGCAUGAUUGGCAUGGCCUCGAAGAUCUUCAAUCGCCCAGACGAGCUCGCGAUAGCCGAGAAGCUAACCAACGGCUGCGUAUGGGCAUACGAAUCUCAAAUCCACGGAGUCGCACCAGAGCUCUUCCGCCUGGUGCCGUGCAACAACUCCACAAACCCGACCUGCCAGUGGUCCGAGGAGGCGUGGCACGCCGGAAUCCCGAGUCUCCCCUCCGACGCUGCGGCUGCUCAAAAGAAGAUCAUGAACUUUAGGCUCGCACCGGGGUUUGCAUCAUACCCGGAUGCGAAAUACAUUCUUCGUCCAGAGGCAAUCGAGUCCGUGUUCAUGAUGUACCGGAUCACAGGCGACCCGGCGUGGAUGGAAAAGGGGUGGCGUAUGUUCCAGUCGAUCGAGAAGAUCACGCGGACGUCCAUUGCGAAUAGUGCGAUUGAUGAUGUGACGAAGCCGAAGCCGAGGAAGCUUGAUAGCAUGGAGAGCUUCUGGCUGGCAGAGACGUUGAAGUAUUUCUAUCUGCUGUUUAGCGAGUUCGAUGUUGUGAAUUUGGAUGAGUGGGUGUUGAACACUGAGGCUCAUCCGUUCAAACGGCCGGUGUAAGGAUAUGAGCUAUAAGGCUCUGUGUUUGAAUUGCUUUCUGUGUAUUUGGGGCGUUGGAAAUGGGAUGCUCAGUCGUGGUUUUUACACUGAAAAAAGAUGAUACCGCCAGGGCUUACAGGUCACUUGGGAUAUAUGGGCUAUUGGGAUAGAUUGGAAAGGGGGCGGGUAGGAAUAGGACCAAGGCAUGUGAGCUGCGAACAGAUGGGGGGUUUCUCCAUGGUGCAGCAUUUAUUUAUUAAUCCGUAGUAUCAAAUGUGCAGAAUAUUACGCUAUUUAUUAUACAGUGAUAAUUGCACAACCUGAGCAAGAACGGCGUUUGUAGGAACUAUUGGUUGCCACACACUCUCCGAACUACCCCUCUUAUUGAUUUACAUGUACU
Pseudogymnoascus verrucosus is the source of this 2588-nucleotide messenger RNA. RefSeq lists its product as uncharacterized. Gene Ontology annotation, biological process: N-glycan processing; carbohydrate metabolic process. The transcript has 2 exons. The coding region runs from base 395 to 2209 and encodes 604 amino acids. The record is from RefSeq and is a predicted model, not a curated record. Gene Ontology annotation, molecular function: calcium ion binding; mannosyl-oligosaccharide 1,2-alpha-mannosidase activity. NCBI's taxonomy places the organism in Eukaryota, Fungi, Ascomycota, Leotiomycetes, Thelebolales, Thelebolaceae. Gene Ontology annotation, cellular component: Golgi membrane; endoplasmic reticulum.